AUCGAUUGUUAUAGAUGUAUACUACAGUACGACAUAUGAUAAUUAUGGAAUCAUUUCGACUACAAUAAAUCAUGAUAGAUAUAUUCACCAAAAAUUAUUCUUUUAGAUAUAAAUACCGAAAACUAUGCUUAUAGUAAUAUUGUUAUAGUGUUAUCAUAUUGAGGAAGAUUAUUCAUAAUACAGUGUAAUAAAAAGAUGUACAUUUUCUACGAUGUAAUUUUUAACUUAUAUGAAUUAUAAUUUCUUAGCUUUCUAUAUGAUUAAAUAAAAAGUAUAUCAAAAUCAUAGACCCCCUUAUAUGAACUGACGCAAAUGUUUAUAUUACUUCAAUAAGAAAUAAUAGUGGUCUGUAAGUGACAUGUCUAUGUGAGGUCAUUUAAGUCCUAUCUAAUAAUCUAACAUCUCUAUUUUAUCUCUUGUUCUUUGGAGAAAACUGUAAAAUGGCUGUUGUAUAAUUAUAGAAUCUCUUGACAAAAAAAACUACUUUCUGAUCGUUUCAAGUGUUCUAAACCUUUAAUUUGAAUACUUUAUUAUUCUAAUAAAUGUUCUUUUACUUCUUCAGUUCUCUCUAAAGUUUUAUCAAAAAUAUUUUACGUCGAAAUUUGAAAAGUUUAAACAUCUACUGGAUUUUCGUGAACCACUAAUGAACUUUUUCCAACAGAAAAUCCAUUCAUGUUCUUUAUCUACUUAAAACUAGGCAGGUAGAUGUGACUUCUCAAAUUAAUACCAAUAUAAUCGAAAUAUGAAUGUAUGAAGAGGAAUUGAAAAUGGUUUUACUUGCAAAAAGUAGUUGAUUCCUUUCUUCUGUGAUAAGGCUUUCAGAAAAAAAUAGAGUACAGAUUCAAGUCGAUCUCAUAGAAGAAACUGUACUUUUCAUAUAUCCACGCUCACAUCCACCUUCAAUACAGGACAGCUUACAUAAUUGUAAAUCUUGAGAUUUACGAAAAAUCGAUUUCUUACACGAGAAUCGAUAAAAAACGAGUAAUGUGUUGAUAUAUAAGAAAAAUAAUUAUUCCUAUAAAGCAUUGUUUUACAAAUGUCGCUGAUAAUCGGCAACAUUGUUUUUAUGUAUAAAUUAAUCAAUCGUUAUUUUUUAUCAUAUCUAUCUUAUGAAUUAAGUAGAUACUAUAGGAUUUUAUUGCUAAAAUAUGAUGUUACUAAAUUACAGAAAAGGAAACACAAUCUUCACUGUUUUAUGUAGUUGUAACUGUAUAAUUAAUAAUCACUGAAGUUUUAUUCUUGUUUAAUGUUAUGUAAAUAUUUUUAUUUUCUAAUUCAUUGAGUCUUAUGAGAUACUUCAGUCGAUUGAUUAAUACGUUAGCAAUAUUCUCGAAAGUUACUGUAAAUAGUUUUUUAUUAUUAUCCAUACAAUUUCUUUUUAUAAUCUUGCAGAGAAAAAUGAUGGUAAAAAAUAAUUGUAAGUAGAGAAUUAAAUAUUGUCUUUAUCAGCGUUUUCGUAUAGUGUGAUUAGUAUGAUUAGUAGUUUUUUUAGCGUAGUAUUGAGGAGAUAUUACAUACAAUUGUUAUUAAAGGGCUGAUGUAUUACAGUAGAUUUUGAUUUAUUUUCUAUGAAGCUUCAGUGAUAUUAAUUGACGUUGUAUUGUAUAUUUUCUUUUUUUGAUACCAGAUCGUUGUAUUAAUCGACUAGCUCAGCAAUGAAUAUUAGACUACUGAAUAUUAUACUACGACUAUAUUUAUUAUGUCAACAGAAAACUUAAUUCUUUGUGUCGAAUUAAAGUUCUGAUAUUCGUUAAGAAAAAUAGAAUCAAAAUGAUCUGAUUCUUUUGCAAAAAAAAUCUUGAUUUCUAAAAUUAAGUUUUUAUAAACUUGAUAAUAUUGAACACCUUCAAAAUUCAAAUCUAUCGAAAACAUUAGAUAUUUGUAUUAUUGACGACAACGACGUAUUAUUUGACAAAAACAGCUGUUGAAUCGACUGUUUAUUUCUAAUGGCUUUUUCGCCGCAAAAAUUUCAAUAUAAUAUUACGGGUAAAAUAAAUAAUGAAAAAGUUUAUGUAUUUCAUUCUUUACUUCAAACACUCUGUUGCUUAAUGACUCAUAUAUACAUAAUCAUGCUACGAAAUUGAUGUGCUUUCGUCGGAGUAUUUGUUUUCAUCUCACUAAACAGUGACUGAAAACGACAGCAAGUUAAUGAUGACUCAACAGUUUUUUUAUGGUUACGUACAGUGUAAGUAAAAUAAUCUUUUGGCCUAUUAUUCUGCACUGCUCUAUAUGUUUACACAUUACAUACCGUUGAGAGCCAAUAGUUACAAUAGAACAAAAAGAAAAAAGAAAAAAAAUUUAAAAUAUAUUUGUUUUGUCGAAUCAAAAAAACAUUCUUUAUAUAUGCUGAGGAGCAUUACACAUCUUGAAAAUAUUUUGUUGUUUUUUAUUUAAAGAAAACGUAAUGUAAGUAUGCAUUUAUUCUCUCUCGUUUUCAAAGCACAUAUUUAUAUAUAUCAUUUAUUCUUUUUGCAGGUCUGAUCAUAAUAAUAAUGAAAUUAAUAUAAACUCCGGUGUCAGUAAGUGUCAAUUUAUUCCUCAAGCAUUUAACGAUAGAUUUUAGAUAUAAUUAGAUUAACUUAAAAAAUAUCAUAGACAUUUACUUUCAUCGUCAAUGGACAUGAUGAUACGUCCGAUACUUGAGAUUUUUUUAAAGAUGUAUAUCUCAGAUAAGAAACAUUUUUUUAAAAGAGCGAAAAAAAUGUACUUUUAUCGAUCGUUAUCUUGAAUAGUUCGAUUCGAUGACGUUGCUAGUUUAUUUAUAAAAAUAGAAAUUGUGAAAAUUAACAAAAGUAAACUCAUCAUGUAUAGCAUAUGAAAUUAAUUAUAUUUAAUAUUCGAUAAAACAACUUAUUCUAUUUAUUAUAGCCACUUAUCAUGAAUUACUACCACCGCCGAUACAAGGCAUAAAUACUAGUUCACAACAGAAUUCAACAACAAAUGGAAAUGUUCAAAAUUUGCAUCAGGUUUACAAUCCUAUAGCCAACCAAACAGCUAACUUAGAAAGAAAUGACAGUGAACAAAACUCAGAAGAAGUUUCUAAUGGUCCUGUUAAUCCGCCAGUUGUUCUUAAACAAUCUCAUACAACAACGACUUUCCCUUUCUAUAAUGGAGUCGCAUAUAUUUUUUAUCCACUGAUGUUCAUACUGCAUCCAAUCCAGAACAUAUUUCGUUGCUAUACGAAACGUCAAUUGUGGCGCAGAAUUAUUACACCAGAACUUACACAAUUAAAAGAUUGCCUAGGUAAUACAACUCUAUGGUUUGGUCCUUCGUCGAGAUUUACGAAAUCUAAAAUUCAAUGUAACCUUGAAUUUCGAGCUCCAAAUGGAAAGUUUUAUAAUCCUCCUUAUGCAUUUGUUCGUACUGUUGGAAAUGAAUUCGAAGUACAACAUCCUCUGAUUAUUAAUUUGAAACAUCAUGCAGAUUUUGUUGGCGACCUUUUUUCAUUAAAUUUAUCUAUCUGCCAGGUAGAAAAAGAUAUGUUUCAUAUUAAACAUAAAAAGUCUAAUGAACUAUUUCAAAUCCAACAAUCUCCUUACGGUAAUGUGACUAAAGUUGACCGUGAAAUGUAUGCAAGAUUAACAGCAGAUGGAAGUACAAUGGAAAACAAUAUGAGUCAAAUGCUUGAAGAUGUAACAUAUGAAGAAUUCGCCAAACGUUUCAAUAUACAUACUGUAUAUCUUGCGUUCUAUCCGGUUCAUUGGAGUAAAGAUAAAGGAGAAUUUGUUCCAGAACAAGAGUGUAUAUUUCGUUCUAAUGCUUUCACACCAGUCAGUUCUUCUCGUCCUAUCGAAACUUAUGAUUACACUCCAAAUAAACUAGAAAUUAUACACCAUACAUUAUCAUGUAUUCCAUCAUCUCAACAUGCCAAUCAAUGCGUGUUACAAGUACAAGUACAAGUAUCAUGCAAAAUUCCAGACUUGUAUAAAUGUACAUUACCGGAAAAUAAACGUUUAAAAGCUGUAAUCUGUACUAGCAGUGAACAAGAACCACGUAUACAUCCAAUAUAUAAAAUUAUAGAUGAACAAGGUGAACCUGUUGAGUCGAAAUUAUUCAAUGUUAAUGAAUAUACCUCCACUUUGACAUUAGAUAUUAUCAGAUUACAAACUAACUUCACGGGUGGCAUCAUGGAUAGUUUUUGUGUACAAUUACAACUAUAUGACUGCUCGAAUGGGGAACCUAUUCCAUAUCCAAACUCAACUGCUUUAUCUGAUAUCAUUGUUAAUGGAUAUAAUUUUCUUCAACAAUCUGCUUCUAUUGAAUUGCCAACAAAUAAUAAUGGUAAUCAACCAUCACCUCAUAUCAACCAACAAUUGCCAAAAAUAACUGAUGCACGUGCAGAAUAA
Molecule: messenger RNA, 4346 nt
Organism: Adineta steineri
Lineage: Eukaryota; Metazoa; Rotifera; Eurotatoria; Adinetida; Adinetidae
Source: the annotation of a GenBank genome assembly